Molecule: messenger RNA, 4027 nt
Organism: Danio rerio (zebrafish)
Lineage: Eukaryota; Metazoa; Chordata; Actinopteri; Cypriniformes; Danionidae
Source: RefSeq
AUGGCUGCGGAGGUUCGGAGGGCCCUCGGCCGGGGCUGGAGUCUGACUGUCGGCCUGGCUCAUGUAGGCCUUCACGGCACCGCACUGCGAUCUCUGCUCUUCAUCACAGCCCUCAGUGGAUUGCUGCGUCUGCCCGCGGCCACCGAAGCGAAGGAGUGCGAUAAGCCGUGCCUGAACGGCCAGUGCAGCGCAGCCAGCGGCGCGUGUGUGUGCGAGACGGGAUGGGUCGGGGAGCAGUGCCAGCACUGCGGCGGCCGCUUCAGGCUAACGGGACCUUCAGGCUACCUCUCUGAUGGACCAGGAAACUACAAAUACAAGACCAAGUGCACGUGGCUCAUUGAGGGACAGCCAAACUCAAUCCUGAGGCUUCGCUUUGAGCAUUUUGCCACCGAGUGCAGCUGGGAUCAUCUGUAUGUGUAUGAUGGAGACUCCAUCUACUCCCCUUUACUCGCCGCCUUCAGUGGUUUGAUUGUUCCUGAGAGCUACAGCAAUGAGACCGUUCCAGAGGUGGUGGCUCAUUCUGGCUUCACCCUGCUGCACUUCUUCAGUGACGCUGCCUAUAAUCUCACCGGGUUCAACAUUUCCUACAGGUUGAAUACAUGUCCCAAUAACUGCUCUGAUAGAGGAGAGUGUCGUGUGGGAAACUCUAGCGAGUCUGUGCAGUGUGUGUGUGAGGAUGGCUGGAAAGGAGAGGCUUGUGAUGUACCCUACUGUUCCUCCGACUGCGGCUUUCCUCUGCGAGGACAGUGUCACAACAGCACCAAACGCUGCCUCUGCAAACCAGGAUGGCAAGGCCUGGACUGUUCAAUAACUGUACCAGCGAAUGUCUCGUUCUGGACUCGUGAGGAAUACAGUGGAUAUGGUUUAGUGCGGGCAUCCCAUAAGGCUGUGGUUCAUGAAGAUGUGAUGUGGGUUAUAGGAGGACAUGUGUUCAACUACACACACUACCAGAUGGUGACUGCGUUCAACAUCUCCUCUCAAAGCUGGAUGACAUUAAACCGGUCUGUCCACUCUGUAACUGGACGCUACGGUCAUUCUCUGUCUGUGCACGAGGAUAAAAUCUACAUGUACGGAGGGAAGAUUGACUCCACAGGAAACGUGACGUCAGAGCUGUGGGUUUUCCACACGAGGAACCAGUCAUGGGUUCUGCUCAGUCCCCGAGCUAAAGAGCAGUAUGCAGUUGUGGGUCACUCAGCACACACUGUCCAACUCAAUCCUGAUGGAUCCGAGCCUGUCAUACUGGUGGUGUUCGGGCACUGCCCUCUUUAUGGAUACAUCAGCCAAGUGCAGCAGUACAAUAUAGUGAAGAACACAUGGAGUGUUUUGGAGACUCGUGGAGCACUGGUUCAAGGUGGCUAUGGGCACAGCAGUGUUUACGACCCUCAGACCCGCUCCAUCUACAUCCAUGGAGGCUACAAAGCCUUCACUGCUAAUAAAUACGGCUUGGCUGGUGACCUGUACCGAUAUGAUGUGGACGAGAGAAAGUGGUUGAUUCUGAGGGACAGUGGGUUUUUCCGAUACCUCCACACAGCAGUGAUAGCUGGCGGGAACAUACUAGUGUUUGGAGGGAACACGCACAACGACACCUCAAUGAGCCACGGGGCAAAGUGCUUCUCCUCAGACUUCAUAGCCUACAACUUGGCUUGUGAUGAGUGGACUGUUCUGCCCAAUCCAGAUCUUUACCAUGACGUCAACCGUUUUGGCCACUCAGCUGUGUAUCACAAUGGGGUGAUGUACGUGUAUGGAGGCUUUAACAGCCUGAUGCUGGGCGAUGUGCUGAGGUUCACCCCGGCGAGCUGUGCUGCUUUCUCCGAGCAUCUGGAGUGUGUGACGGCUGUGCCCGGCGUGAAGUGUGUGUGGAACUCUUCUACCUCCACCUGUGUGCCCUGGGACGCAGCGGCGCUCCUCGACAUGGAGGCUUUGAGGAACACCUGCAGUCCCAGAGGGUAUGCAGAUGGAGAGAAGUGUGAGCAGUAUUCCGACUGCUACAGCUGUACAGCCAACACCAACAGCUGCCAGUGGUGCUCUACGCUCUGUGUGUCCAGUCACAGUAACUGCACCAGUUCUCCAGGAGGGAUAAUGGAGUACGAGGCCUGUCCAAAGGAUAACCCCUCCUCUGUGUGCAGUAAAAGGACCAGCUGUAAAAGUUGUGCCACAGAUCAGAACUGCCAGUGGGAGACCAGGAAUCAAGAGUGCACCACCCUGCCUGGGAAUAUCUGCGGGGAGAGUUGGCACCUGGUGGGGAACUCGUGUUUGAAAUUGAUGACCGCUAAGGACUCGUAUGACAAUGCUAAGCUGGUGUGUCGAAAUCAACAGGCGGUGCUGGCAUCCCUCACCACACAGAAGAAAGUCCAAUUCGUCCUCAAAGAGAUGCACAACCGAUCAUUGCAGUCUAAAGCAGUGAUCACUCCGUGGGUCGGCCUGAGGAAGAUCAAUGUGUCGUAUUGGUGUUGGGAGGAUAUGUCGCCCUUCACCAACUCCACUCUGCAGUGGCUGCCCGGUGAACCCAGCGACGCAGGGUUUUGUGGGUAUUUGGCUGAACCCACUUUCAACGGACUGAAGGCGGCGACCUGUGUCAACUCUGUCAAUGGGAGCCUGUGUGAACGACCCACGAACCACAGUGUGAAGCAGUGCCGGACCCCCUGUGCACUGCGCUCAUCCUGCAGUGAAUGUACCAGUGGGAGCUCUGAGUGCAUGUGGUGCAGUAACAUGAGGCAGUGUGUCGACUCCAACGCUUAUGUGCCCUCCUUCCCCUAUGGCCAGUGCAUGGAGUGGUACACUAUGAACAGCUGCCCACCGGAAAACUGUUCUGGUUACAAGACGUGUGGCCACUGUUUGGACCAGCCUGGAUGUGGGUGGUGCACUGACCCCAGUAAUACGGGCCGGGGUCAAUGUAUAGAGGGCUCUUACCGGGGUCCAGUCCAGACCCUGUUUCAUGCCCCGUCCACUUCAGGACCUUCCAUCCUUCCUGCUCCUCAGCCAAUGCUGAACGUGAGCUUGUGCCCAGUGGAGGGCAACUACAACUGGUCCUUCAUCCAGUGCCCAGCGUGUCAGUGUAAUGGCCACAGCUCGUGUGUGAAUGAAAGUGUGUGUGAGAGAUGUGAGGAUCUCACCACGGGCAAACAGUGUGAGAGCUGCAUCUCCGGUUAUUAUGGCGACCCCACAAACGGAGGCAGCUGUCAGCCCUGUAAGUGCAAUGGUCACGCAAGCAUGUGCAACUCCAACAAUGGCAAGUGUUUCUGUACCACCAAGGGCAUCAAAGGAGACCGCUGCCAUGUGUGUGAGGUGGAGAACCGCUAUCAAGGCAAUCCUCUGAAGGGAACCUGUUAUUACACUCUGCUGAUAGAUUACCAGUUUACCUUCAGUUUGUCUCAGGAGGACGACCGCUACUACACUGCUAUUAACUUUGUGGCAACUCCAGAUGAGCAAAAUCGCGAUCUGGACAUGUUCAUUAAUGCCUCGAAAAACUUCAACCUCAACAUCACAUGGGCAACCAGCUUUGCAGCUGGAACUCAAGCUGGUGAGGAAAUCCCUAUAGUCUCACGCAGCAACAUCAAGGAAUUCAAAGACAGUUUUUCCAACGAGAAAUUCGACUUCAGGAGCAACACCAACAUCACCUUCUACGUUUAUGUCAGCAACUUCACCUGGCCAAUUAAAAUCCAGAUCGCUUUCUCUCAACACAGUAACUUCAUGGAUUUGGUUCAGUUCUUUGUCACGUUCUUCAGCUGUUUCCUGUCUUUGCUUCUGGUGGCAGCAGUCGUAUGGAAGAUCAAGCAGAGCUGCUGGGCGUCUCGGCGCAGAGAGCAACUCCUGCGAGAAAUGCAGCAGAUGGCAAGCCGACCGUUCGCCACCAUCAACGUGGCAUUGGAGACGGACGAGGAGCCGCCGGACCUGAUUGGUGGAAACGUGAAGUCUGUACCAAAGCCCAUAGCUCUGGAGCCCUGUUUUGGGAAUAAAGCAGCAGUGCUCUCCAUCUUUGUUCGGUUACCCAGAGGCCCCGGAGGUAUUCCUCCUCCAGGACAGUCAG